Rubroshorea leprosula is the source of this 1332-nucleotide messenger RNA. NCBI's taxonomy places the organism in Eukaryota, Viridiplantae, Streptophyta, Magnoliopsida, Malvales, Dipterocarpaceae. The record is from the annotation of a GenBank genome assembly.
ACGUAGCCUCUCCAGGCUCUCUUAUCAAAAACACUUCAGAAAAAUUUAUUGGUUUAAAAGUGAAAGAUAAGAGAGAAAACAAUGGCCAAGUCUUUGGGCCUUAUUUUGGUCCUUUCUCUUGUUUCCCUUGUUCCUCUUUGUUUCUCCGCCGGGACUCAUGGAGGCCUCUACCCACAAUUUUAUGACCAUUCUUGCCCAAAAGCACAAGAGAUUGUAAAAUCCAUUGUGGCUAAAGCAGUAGCAAAAGAAGCACGUAUGGCUGCUUCAUUGCUAAGGCUGCAUUUCCAUGACUGUUUUGUCAAGGGAUGUGAUGCAUCAGUUCUGUUAGACAGCAGCAGGACCAUAAUCUCUGAGAAGAGAUCAAACCCCAAUAGGAACUCUGCUCGAGGAUUUGAAGUCCUUGAUGAGAUCAAAGCUGCAUUAGAGAAGGAGUGCCCUGAGACGGUGUCUUGUGCUGAUCUCUUGGCCUUGGCUGCUAGAGAUUCUACUGUUCUGACUGGGGGACCUAGCUGGGAAGUCCCUCUGGGAAGAAGAGACAGGAGAGGUGCAAGCUUGAGUGGCUCCAACAACAACAUUCCUGCUCCAAACAACACAUUUCAGACAAUUCUCACCAAGUUCAAGCUUCAAGGUCUAAAUAUCGUUGAUCUUGUUGCCCUGUCUGGAAGCCACACAAUUGGAAAUUCGAGAUGCACGAGCUUCAGGCAGAGGCUCUACAACCAGUCUGGAAAUGGACAGCCUGACAACACUUUGGACAAAACAUAUGCUGCUCAACUGCGUACCAGAUGCCCCAGAUCCGGUGGUGACCAGAACCUGUUCUUCUUGGACUUUGUUAGCCCAACCAAGUUCGAUAACAGCUACUUCAAAAACCUCUUGGUUUAUAAGGGCUUGCUGAAUUCUGAUGAAGUUCUAUUUACCAAAAAUGAAGAAUCAAGGGAGUUGGUGAAAACAUAUGCUGAGAACCAGGAGCUUUUCUUCCAGCACUUUGCCAAGUCCAUGGUCAAGAUGGGAAAUAUCUCUCCACUGACAGGUUCUAAGGGCGAGAUCAGAAAGAACUGCAGGAAAGUCAAUGCUUAAAAUAGGAGGUACAGAUGGUAGAUCCUGCAGGACAUUAUUCCAUGUUUCUGGUUUCUAGUUCUUUCCUUCUUUAAAAGAGAGAUUUUAAUUCAUCCAGUUAAUUGUAGCAGCUGUUAUGAUGUUCUGGACGUGUGAGUUGUUGAAUUCUGUUCAUUUAGUGUGUGUUUAUUGAAUUUUGAAUAAUAAAUAAGCUAUACGCGAAGCUUACUCAUGAAGUCCCCUCACAAAUUUCUGAUGUAAUGAAAUUUCUCACUUUUC